Messenger RNA from Oncorhynchus kisutch (coho salmon), 3287 nucleotides. RefSeq names its product gastrula zinc finger protein XlCGF28.1-like. Bases 23 to 1516 code for a protein of 497 amino acids. Gene Ontology annotation, molecular function: RNA polymerase II cis-regulatory region sequence-specific DNA binding; DNA-binding transcription factor activity, RNA polymerase II-specific. Lineage: Eukaryota; Metazoa; Chordata; Actinopteri; Salmoniformes; Salmonidae. The transcript has 2 exons. Gene Ontology annotation, biological process: regulation of transcription by RNA polymerase II. The record is from RefSeq and is a predicted model, not a curated record. Gene Ontology annotation, cellular component: nucleus.
CUCGACGUUCAUACCUCUCAAAAUGUCUAAACUGGCAUUGUUCAGUGUGUAUAUAACUGAACGGCUAACAGCGGUGGCUGUGGAGAUAGCCGGGGUGGUAGAGAGAACAAUAACAGAAUACCAGGAAGAAAUCUCUCGUUCAAAGGAGGAGAACGAACGUCUUCGACGGCUGCUGGAUUUCAAACUGCACAGAACAGACCCCCAGCAGCUCACGCUCCCAGUCUCUGAAGAGGAGGUUCCCCCUGAGCGGCAGCAUGGUGAGCAGAAGUGGGGCCCCAAUCUGGGGCAGAAGGACCCAGAGUCCACACAGAUUAAAGAUGAACAAGAGGAAAUCGGGACAAAUCAGGAGGAAGAGCUUGAAAGGCUAGAAUCUGAUACCAACGACUCCAUAUUCACUGUCUGUGAGGAGAGGGACAGUAACCCACCUUAUCCGCCCUAUCAAAUGGAUUUCUCAAGCCACACUUUCCAGAGCAAAGAGGAUGAUGUGUUAUGCAUCCUCAUUCCUAAAGAGAUCAAAACUGAGCCUGAUGGAGAGGACUACACAGUAUCAGAAGCAACCAGUGCCUCUCAGUCCCUAUCAGAAGGAUAUCUAGGCUGUUCUGCAGCUCAGAGUGAAAACAGCGGAAGUGACAACGAGGAGAGUGGGGGACAACCGUCAGGGUCAAAGCUACUGGAAUCAUCCAGAAAAUGGGCAAAUAAAGAACUAAGCUUCCAUACUGUUGCUGGGGGCAGGGUGACCACAAAUGCUUCUCCUUAUUGUUGCAAGUUGUGUGGAAGUACAUUUGUGUACAUUGGUCCUUUAGUUAACCAUGUGAAAAAUGUACACACAAAGCAUACGAAAAUGUGCGGUGUGUGUGAAGAAGUCUUUGAGUCCAUGGCAAGUCUGACAGAUCACCUGCAAACCCACAUAAAAGCAACACGUACUUGUAAUGUUUGUGGCAAAUGCUUCCCUAGUGAUGCUAAUCUGAGAACACACAUGGUGUCUCACACAGGAGAGAAACAGUAUCAAUGCAAAGAAUGUGGAAAAUGCUUCAAAACUAAGGGAUAUAUGAAAUUGCAUAUGAGACUGCACACUGGGGAGAAACCAUUUCAGUGCAAAGAAUGUGGAGAAAGUUUCACUUGUAAUGGAUACUUGAAAGCACAUAUGAAGUUCCACACAGGGGAGAAAUCAUAUCGGUGUAAGGACUGUGGGCAAGACUUUGACCAGAAGACACAACUGGAAACGCAUAUGUGGACUCACAGAGGUGAGAAACCACAUGGUUGCAAGCAGUGUCCCAAAAGCUUCAAGCGCAAGGAAGAACUGACCAGACACACAGCGGUUCACACAGGAGAGAGACCUUUCAAGUGCACUGUUUGUGGACAUUGCUUUGCCACCCCAGGCAACCUGACACAACACCUGACCACUCACUCCGGAGAGAAACCGUAUCGGUGCAAAUUCUGUGGCAGAUGCUUUAGAAAUAAUCCGCUACUUAAAAGUCACCUGAGGAACCGUCACAAAUUUCAUGAAAGUGCCUGAUUCUCAGAAGAUGACUUAAAGGACAAGUUAAGUUUUUUACAACCAAAUCUCUAUUUUUGAUGUAAAUAGCAUGUUCUUGAAGAGUACAGACACCUUUUUUGUGAUUUUGCACGUUUGAGAAGCUUAACACAAACGGCAAAUCACUUCCUCAUCCUUGUUAUGCAGUCCCUAAAAAAGCAGGAACAAAGGCUCCAAAAACACCCAAAUGUGUACUUUUAGUUCAUUCUGAACUUUAUCCACAAUGUUAUAUUACCUUGCACAAGUCAUUUCCCUUAUCCAGCUGUUCCAUUUUCUGUGUAGCCUGCUGCUACAUAACUGACAAAAUAAAGGAAACACCAACAUAAAGCACCUUAAUAUGGCAUUGGGCCACCACGAGCCGCCAGAACAGCUUCUAUACUCUUUGGCAUAGAUUCUACAAGUGUCUGGAACUUCCUGUGUGGAAGCACCCCAUGCUUUCAAUAUCAUAUUUUAUUGGUCACAUACACAUUUAGCAGAUGUUAUUGCGGGUGUAGCGAAAUGAUUGUGCUCCUAGCUCCAACAGUGCAGUAGUAUCUAAAAAUGAUUCACAACAAUACAAACAUCGAAAAGUUAAAUCAUGGAAUUUAUAAAUAUUAGAUCGAGCAAUGUAGGCGUGGCAUUGACUAAAAUACAAUAUAAUAGAAUACAGUAUACAUAUGAGAGAGUAAAGCAGUAUGUAAAUGUUAUUAAAGUGACAAGUGUUCCAUUAUUGAAGGGGCCAGUGAUUCCAAGUCUGUAGAUAGAGCAGCAGCCUCUAAGGUGAAGGCUUGCGUAACCAGGUGAAAGCCGGCUAGUGAUGGACUGAAAAACAGCUAAUAUCAGGUCCCAGCUUUGAUGCACCUGUACUGACCUCGUCUUCUGGAUGAUAGCGGGGUGAACAGGCCGUGGCUCAGGUGGUUGAUGUCUUUGAAGAUCUUUUUGGCCUUCCUGGGUGCUGUAGGUGUCCUGGAGGGCAGGUAGUUUGCCCCCGGUGAUGCGUUGGGCAGAGCACACCACCCUCUGGAGAGCCCUGCGGUUGCGGGUGGUGCAGUUGCCAUACCAGGCAUUGAUACAGCCCAACGGGAUGCUCUCAAUUAUGCAUCUAUAAAAGUUUGAGUGUUUUAGGUGCCAAGCCAAAAUUCUUCAGGCUUUUCCUGGCACCCCUCUCCCAGGGCCCUCUCUCCUCCCUUUUAUACUUUGUAUCUCUUGUUUACUCAAGACGUUCCUUUAUUUUGGCAGUUACAUGUAGAAUGGACAGAGGUAUUGCUGGAGUCGCAACAAUAUGUUGUGGAUAAAGUUCUGAAUGACACGAUAUCUAAAGACCUAAUAAAAUGACAUAUUUGUUCAUGUUUUUCAGGGCCCCCAUACUACACAAUGGGGAAGGGAUUUGCUGUUUAGUGUAAGUUUCUCAAAAACAUGGGAAAUCACAAAAAAGGUUCCUGGACCCUUCUAUAACAUGCCAUUUGCAUCAAAAAUAGUGAUUUGGUUCUAAAAAAAGGAAACUUCUCCUUUAAGUUUAAAAUAGACACUGCUUUUUGGUUGGUGGUGCAUUGGAACAUAAUGUACAAUAUAAUCUAAAACAAUGUAGUAGAUGCUCUCUGUCAGGCUAUGCCUUCAGUCAGAGUUGUGAAUACUAAUCUGCUUUUUACUAUGAAAUAAAGGCCUUCUAUAUAUAUUCCCAUGAGAGCACACUAUUUUCAUUUUUGUGAAGGAACUUGCAAAACUGUCCCUGUACAUUCUUUAUAUAAAUAAAAUGGGUUCAGGGGGAUGUAAA